UUGGAUAGAGAGUGGCCAAUUCCAGAUGCUUUGUACCAUUUGUGUUUGCUGCUUGGGAUGAGCCAGGGCUUAACCUAACCAUGAUUCCAAGGACUGGUACUUCUGAUUUUCUGCCAUCUCCACGAUCUGCAAAUGAAGCUCUUCUGUUCCUGAUUUUAAAGAAACUGAAAUUAUUACUGGAUUUGGGGAUUUAGACGAGGCAUAGGACUUUUGGACACCUUCCUUUUUGACUGCCACUGGAAUUGUUUUGGGGAUAUUUUUUUCCACAUUCAACGCAGACAACAGGAGGAAUGAACCGACAGCUAGUGAACAUUUUGACUGCCUUGUUUGCCUUUUUCUUAGAGACACACCACUUCAGGAUGACUUUCUGUAAAGAACAUGAUUCCAGAUCUGGAAAAUCUCCUCCACAGACAUUGUCUCCUUCAGAUUUCUUGGACAAACUGAUGGGGCGGACGUCAGGUUAUGAUGCAAGAAUAAGGCCCAAUUUUAAAGGUCCUCCUGUAAAUGUUACCUGCAACAUAUUUAUCAACAGCUUUGGUUCAAUAGCAGAAACUACAAUGGACUACAGAGUGAACAUUUUUUUGAGACAGCAGUGGAACGACUCUCGUCUUGCCUACAGUGAGUACCCUGAUGACUCCUUGGAUUUGGAUCCUUCCAUGUUGGAUUCUAUUUGGAAACCUGAUCUAUUCUUCGCCAAUGAAAAGGGAGCAAACUUCCAUGAUGUUACAACAGACAACAAACUUCUGAGGAUUUCCAAAAAUGGGAAAGUGUUAUAUAGUAUCAGGCUAACAUUAACCUUAUCCUGUCCCAUGGAUCUGAAGAAUUUCCCCAUGGAUGUACAAACUUGUACAAUGCAACUAGAAAGCUUUGGCUACACAAUGAAUGACCUGAUAUUUGAGUGGAUGAGUGAUGCUCCAGUGCAAGUAGCAGAAGGCUUGACUCUACCACAGUUUAUUUUGAAGGAAGAGAAAGAACUUGGUUAUUGCACAAAACACUACAACACUGGAAAAUUUACAUGCAUUGAAGUAAAGUUUCAUUUGGAGCGUCAGAUGGGAUAUUAUUUAAUCCAGAUGUACAUUCCUAGCCUGCUGAUCGUCAUUUUGUCCUGGGUUUCUUUCUGGAUCAACAUGGAUGCUGCUCCAGCCAGAGUUGCCUUGGGCAUCACUACAGUCUUGACCAUGACCACUCAGAGUUCAGGCUCCAGAGCUUCUCUUCCAAAAGUCUCUUAUGUAAAAGCUAUUGACAUCUGGAUGGCCGUCUGUCUUCUUUUUGUUUUUGCUGCAUUGCUUGAAUAUGCAGCAGUGAAUUUUGUGUCAAGGCAACACAAGGAAUUUCUGAGGCUUCGGAGAAGGCAGCGGAGGCAAAACAAGGCACAGGCUGUGACUGUUGGGAAUGAAAGCGUCGAAUCGGUACGGCGUGCGAAUGGCUUACGGAUAAAAGAGGCAUCAGCAUACGGGCCAGUGAAUCAGAUCUGCAAUCCAAGUUUGAGGGAGGAAGAUGGUGCCCGUGACAGCCGGUUCAAUUUUGGUGGCUAUGGGAUGGGUCAUUGUCUACAGGUGAAAGAUGGUGCUGCAGUCAAAGCUCCAGCUCCCAAUCCUCCCCCUCCUCCUCCUCCACCACCACUACCACCAAAGGAUUCAGAAUCUAUCAAAAAGAAGUUUGUUGACCGUGCCAAAAGGAUUGAUACAAUAUCCCGAGCUGCAUUCCCGCUUGCCUUUCUCAUCUUCAAUAUAUUUUACUGGAUUACAUACAAAAUUAUACGUCAUGAGGAUAUUCACAAAAAGUAAACCAUUCUUUGUGAGCUGGGACCCUUCUAGCCAAAGUGAAUCACUUGUAAAUAGAGAGUGAAAUGUCUUUUUCUGUCAUUGGGACAGAGGGUUUGUUGUCUUGUGAUUCUAAAGAGGGCCUGGGGUGGGGUUGAAGAAAACAAAAAGAAAAGUGUUGGUAAUAGUUGCACCAUACAAGAUGCUGUGGAAUCACAAAAUGAGGCUGUUCUUACAUAUUUGUGGCAUGGUUCUUUCAGACUCUUGCCAAGAUCAAACAAAGCUAAACAGGGACAAUUUUUUCUCCCCCAAAGUCCAUGUUUCUUCCCCCCACCCCCAGCUGUAUUUAAGAAACACUUAGCAUCUACAAUGGGGACUGUCUGUAAUGGCCACACUGCUAUGAGUUUUAAGAGGACCAAACUUUUUCAGGGUAAUGCUGCCUUUCUAUAUGAAACAAGCCUACUAAACUACACUCCAUUAAUGUCUGUAGUUAGUGGUUUGCCCAGAAGUCCCUUUGUGGAUUGUAAAUUAUUUCUACUAACAGGGGAUAGGGAAAGAUUUAUACUUUAAUAUCCUUGUUUGUGUGCAUUUUAAUAUUCUUGCUUUCCUAGAACUGUAACUAUUGAGGUCCAACUUGUGUAGAGUGUGGUUAAUUUGAUUGCUUCCACUUGUAGAACCAACAUGUGAAACAGCUCAUUUUAAACCUUUGUUAUAAGUAAAGAUGGCCAGAUGACAAAGAGGACAGCAUGGCUGUCACUUGCAUAGUUGUGUAAAAGAGAAUUUCUGCUGCAAUUUCCUUUUUUAAAUAACUGCAAAAUGCAAAGCCAACCUGGGGCAUUGUCCAAGUUUUAAAGAUGUCACUGCUUUCAUUUCAUAUAUACAGGUGACAAGGAGCAGUUUUUGAGUUUCUCUUGAAUACUGGUGACUGGGGCAUUGUCCUCCAUCAUAUCUGAAGAUAACCAGCUAAUGUAAGGGGUGCAAAGCAGGCUGCAAGGCACAUGGCAGUCUUAUUAAAUGUUUUUUCUGCCGCCUCUCCACAUCUGCCAUCUAUUGCAUUGGCUUCACUGUAAUGGUGAAGCCAGUUGUGAUUAAACAGCCCUGUCCUCCUUUGCAUCUGGCCAGCCUAGUUCUGAGAGAGUGCACUUAAUUUCAUUUCAAUUUUGCCUGUUUUUUUUUAAUGAACUACAUGCAACAUAAGGUGCCAAAUUGUAAUUUACCUAUUGUAUUACCCUGUAAUGCACUAUCGAUUAAGAACUUUGUCUUCUGGCAGAGCUCAGUUUAGCAUUGACUUUCCAUUACUGCUCUCAUUGUAGCUGCAAGUUAAUAGCUCUGUAGGUAAAUAUGACUUGUUUACAGACCUCUAAUUUAUAUCUUUACUAAAAAAACAAAAAAGUGGCUAUCAUUUUAAAUAUCACUGACUAACUGACAAGUUUUAAAACUGUACUGUGAUUUUCAUAACCUGUUAGCCUUUUGGUGCCAGAGCUAUGUGGUCCAACCCCUUGCUAUGUGUUUUAAAGUAGAAAUAAAAAGAAUUAAACCCCAACAAAAAAUCAGCUAAUUUUGCUUAUACAGGGGUGGGAGUGAUAACGUGUAAUACUGAAAAUCAAAAUGAACAGUAGAAUUUUACACCUGCUGUAAAAGGUUUUCUUACAAAAAAGUAACUGUUCCAUUUCAAUAAAGCUAAGUGUAUAAUUCA
Messenger RNA from Sceloporus undulatus (fence lizard), 3459 nucleotides. It is a transcript of the gene GLRA2, whose product is annotated as glycine receptor alpha 2. Lineage: Eukaryota; Metazoa; Chordata; Lepidosauria; Squamata; Phrynosomatidae. The record is from RefSeq and is a predicted model, not a curated record. Gene Ontology annotation, molecular function: transmembrane signaling receptor activity; transmitter-gated monoatomic ion channel activity; glycine binding. Bases 291 to 1787 code for a protein of 498 amino acids. The transcript is spliced from 10 exons. Gene Ontology annotation, cellular component: synapse; neuron projection; plasma membrane. Gene Ontology annotation, biological process: chemical synaptic transmission; chloride transmembrane transport; nervous system process.